Messenger RNA from Calypte anna (Anna's hummingbird), 1513 nucleotides. Its product is annotated as zinc finger protein 383-like. NCBI's taxonomy places the organism in Eukaryota, Metazoa, Chordata, Aves, Apodiformes, Trochilidae. The transcript has 2 exons. The record is from RefSeq and is a predicted model, not a curated record. Bases 354 to 1286 code for a protein of 310 amino acids. Gene Ontology annotation, biological process: regulation of immune system process; negative regulation of transcription by RNA polymerase II; regulation of cytokine production.
AGCUCCGCCCUCCUCAAGGGGCGCCGGCGCGCUUUCUUUGACGUCACAGCGGCGGAAGCGGCGCGGAAGGCGAAAGACACGGGCUGACUCUAUCUGUGCAAAAGCCUCUCUGGGUGCCUGAGGAUAGGAAGGCUUUUGGUUAAAGUGUGACAUUGGUGAAACAUCACUGAAUCCAUCCAGCAGAGGAAUUUGGUAUCGGUGAGGAACACGGGAAAAGGUUUAGGAUCUGCUGGGCCCAUCUCCACCAUCAGAAAAUUCAUUGGGGUGAGAGACUCCAGAGGUGUUGUGACUGUGGGAGACGGUUUAGUGACAGCUCAGAUCUGGUCCGGCGGUGACACCAUCACACAGGCACCAUGUCCUACACCUGCCCUGACUGUGGGAAAGAGUUUGUCAGGAGAUCAGAUUUGAUUAACCAUCAGCGGAUCCAUAGGGGUGAGAAACCCUUUAAGUGUUCUGAGUGUGGGAAGGAGUUUACCUGUAGAUCCCAUGUAUCAGAGCAUCAGCGCAUCCAUACAGGAGAGAGACCCUAUAAGUGUCUGGAGUGUGGGAAGGACUUCACCAGUAGUUCCCAUUUAUCAGCUCAUCAGCGCGUGCACAGAGGAGAGAGACCCUAUAAGUGUCUGGAGUGUGGGAAAGAGUUUACUAAGAGUUCCAAUUUAUCACAACAUCAACGCAUACACACAGGAGAGAGACCCUAUAAAUGUUCUGAGUGUGGGAAGGAGUUUACCAAGAGUUCUCAUUUAUCAGAGCAUCAACGCAUCCACACAGGAGAGAGACCCUAUAAGUGUCUGGAGUGUGGGAAGGCGUUUACUCAGAGUUCCCAUUUAUCAGAGCAUCAGCGCAUCCAUACGGGAGAGAAACCCUAUAAGUGUCUGGAGUGUGGGAAGGCGUUUACUCUAAGCUCCAAUUUAUCACAACAUCAGCUCAUCCAUACAGGAGAGAAAUUGUAUCCGUGCACUCAUUGUGGGAAAGCCUUCAACAAGAGCACCUCUUGGAUUAAUCACCAACAUGUCCACACUGGGGAAAAACCCUAUACGUGUCCCCAGUGUGGGAAGGGCUUCAGACAAAGCUCAAACCUCUCCCAACACCUACGUAUCCAUAGGGCUGAACGUCCCUACAAGUGUCCCCAUUGUGGGAAGGACUUCAGACAAAGCUCAAACCUCUGCCAACACCUACAGAUCCAUAUGGCUGAACGUCCCUACAAGUGUCCCCAGUGUGGGAAGGGAUUCCGUCGACGCUCCAAUUUGACAACCCAUCAACGCCUCCAUAUCGGUGAACAACAUUAAAGCUACUCCCAGUGCAAGAUGAAUUUUUACUGGAAAUUAAAUUUCAUCUCUCAUUACUCGACCCAUCACAGCCACUACCAAAUGUGAAGGGUCAACCUGACCUCAUUUUCCAAGCUCCAUCCCAGCAACAAUGCUUCCUUCAGCAUCUGGUGGACAAUAAAAUUGAGUCAGAUCAGGAACCACUUCAUGUCCCAUCCAAAAUUAAAGUUUUACCAUUUGUUUCAGCA